Triticum turgidum subsp. durum (durum wheat) is the source of this 303-nucleotide messenger RNA. The record is from the annotation of a GenBank genome assembly. NCBI's taxonomy places the organism in Eukaryota, Viridiplantae, Streptophyta, Magnoliopsida, Poales, Poaceae.
AUGAAGGAGGUCCGCCGCCCGUCUUUGCCUCCUCUCUGCGUCCUUGUUGCUCCUCCUCCUCUCUCUCUCUCCGCACCUAGCAGUGCAGCAGCCGGGACAAGGGGAAGGAGCAGCCCGACCCAGCUCCAUCUCUCUCUGGAUGAGCAGGUGGCGAGGGAAGCCACCACGGCUAGUGGCGGUGCUGCACAGGAACGUACACUCCAGGUCUCCAUCCUGUCUCACGAUCCCUUUCCGUUUCAGUGUUGUUCUUUUUUCUCUUGGUGUGCACUCUCCUGCAUCUCGCGCGGGAGGGAGUGGUGGUGA